This is a messenger RNA of Drosophila bipectinata, 433 nucleotides long. RefSeq names its product Signal peptidase complex subunit Spase12 (gene Spase12). The record is from RefSeq and is a predicted model, not a curated record. Gene Ontology annotation, cellular component: signal peptidase complex; endoplasmic reticulum membrane. Gene Ontology annotation, biological process: protein targeting to ER. Lineage: Eukaryota; Metazoa; Arthropoda; Insecta; Diptera; Drosophilidae.
UCACAGGCAGCCACACUAUUUAUAUGCUGACGUGCCGCUUCCAGAUUGUUUACGUGAAAAUAGGUAAUUAAACGACAAUAUCACACAAAAUGCUGGACGUACAAACGCAUAUGGACUUUGUGGGCCAAGGAAAGGCCGAACGCUGGUCCCGGCUCAUUAUCACCGUGUUUGGAAUAAUCGGCUUGAUUUACGGUGCAUUUGUGCAGCAAUUCUCCUUUACUGUUUACAUUCUGGGAGCCGGAUUUGUGCUCUCAUCCUUGAUCACCAUUCCUCCCUGGCCGCUGUACCGCCGGAAUCCCCUGAAGUGGCAGAAAGCCAUUGAGACGGACACGAAGUCUUCCAGCUCCGAGUCCGGGGACGAAGGAAAAAAGAAAAAGAAGUAGACUUAGCCAACGUGUAUUUUCCUCCGUACAAAUAUAAACCUCUAUAACUA